CACCCGCCAUAACGAACGUAGCGUGGUGUACAGAGUGUGUUUGAAUGAACGUGGGCCGUUUUUCUUCAUAAUAAUUGUGCUAAAUAUCCAUUCCUAAUUAGUGCUACUGGAUCUACACAAGUGUUCAUCAGUGUUUCGCCGAUGAAGUGAUGUAAAUGUUCAAUCGAUAAACAGUUUAUUGCACCCUGAACUAUGAAUAUGGAUGUUGCCCAGAAAUUAAAUUUCGACGCUUACGAUAUUGAGGACGAGGAGCUCAACAUCAGCUGUCGUACUAACAGUUCGGGAUGCGAUGUUGAUGAUGCGUUAGAUUCAUCUGAGGACUUUACACCCUCACCACAACCCAGACAAUUGUUUAGUUCAAUGGACUGCAGUGAUAGUGAUAAUUCGCCGAUUCAUGACAAAACACCAGCUAUCGUCGUGACAGGGGCGAUUGGUGGCAGAAAUUCCCAUCGUGACAGUGGACCUCAGUCGAGACUGGCAAUGGCCUGCAGUCCACCUUACAAGAGGGUUCGGGCCCUCCGACUCUUUGAUUCUCCAGCAACACCAAAAACAUUGAUUGAAAAAAGUGCCAUGCACACACCAGUGCCAUCGAGAUGCAACAGACUAUUUCCUGGUGAUAAACCGAGACCAGUGGCCUCGAGCUAUCAGUCCAAGAGUGAUAAACCAGCGGCUAAUGUCAACCCUUUUACACCUAAUGGGAUGCUACUUACAGCUAGGAAGAGGAGUAGAUCAAAACGUAGUCUCAAUGGUUCACCAGACAUAAGAAUACCAAAGUUCGACCUCCCCGACACAGAUGAGUCAGACACAGAGAUAGAGCAGCCAACGAAACGCGUUGCCCUGAACGAAUCCAACAUUCCCCGUUACAAACAGGAAUUCCACGAAUUGAAGUUGAUCGGUGCCGGUGAAUUUGGUUCGGUCUACAAGUGUAUAAAUCGUCUCGAUGGCUGUACAUACGCGAUAAAGAAGAGCCUCAAGCCAGUGGCAGGUAGUGUCAAUGAGAAAAAUGCACUGAACGAGGUUUAUGCACACGCUGUCCUCGGUAAACACCAGCACGUGGUGCGUUACUACUCAGCAUGGGCCGAGGACAAUCACAUGAUUAUUCAGAAUGAAUUUUGCAACGGUGGCAGUUUGGCUGAUGAUAUUGUCAAACGUCAGAAUGAAAAUCGUCCCUUUACCGAGGCUGAAUUGCACCAGUUGCUUCUACACGUGGCCGAGGGCCUCAGGUACAUUCACAGCAUGCAGUUGGUUCACAUGGACAUCAAACCUGGCAACAUAUUCAUAUCCAAGGAGAAACGCUUGCUAGCUGUGAACUACGACUCUGCUGAUGAUGGAUUUGAUGAGGAGGAGACUCUCGAGGAGGAGAUUACGUACAAAAUUGGUGAUCUUGGUCAUGUUACGUCCAUCAGCAAUCCCACUGUCGAGGAGGGUGACUGCAGAUAUUUAACAACUGAGAUAUUACAUGAGGACGUAUCGCAUUUGACCAAAGCCGAUAUUUUCGCUCUUGGGCUUACGGUUUAUGAGGCAGCAGGGGGUGGCCCGCUACCCAAAAAUGGACCUGAGUGGCAUUCUAUCAGGCAGGGCAAUCUUAAGGAGUUACCGCAGUACAGUAGAGAUCUUAAUGAACUUCUUAAGCUUAUGACUCAUCCAAAUCCUGAAACAAGGCCCUCAGCAGUGUCCCUCAUCCAGCACAGGGUACUCUGUCCAUUUGGCAAUAAAACAAAAGCCCAAUUACGACGUGAACUCAAUGAAGAAAAACAAAAGAAUGAAAUUCUGUUGAAACAACUUCAAGAGGCUGCCAAGUGUCUCAACACAAUUGCUCCAAACGUGACUGCCAUUAAUAAUUCGUUGAGCUCAAGUGGUUACAGGCUGAGGCCAACACCAAAUAGAACAUCAUCCAGAGCUAUAGGUAAAAAAAUCAAUCGUAGCAGUAGUACAACGAAUUUUUAAGAAUCUCCAUCCAACGAUGAGCAGGACAGGUUUUUUUUAUAACUUUUAAAAUCUUUGAGGGGGGAGGGUGGGGGGUGCCUGGAGGUGCCUUGAUAAUGUGAUAUCAUAUUAACUCUAGAAUAGUAAGAGAUUCCAUUUAAAAUUUCAGUAAAGGUCGUGAGAAUACUGAGAGAAAAACCCUAAAACGAAUAACAAAAUUAUUGAGAAUUGUCCAUUGUACGCAGAGUAGAGCUGAUUAGUUAUUCAGAUAAUGCAUGUUGAGAAUCAUCGUUUUUUUUAAAUUCUAGUUAUAGUAUUUUCCCCCCAACAUUUCAUUUUUAUUUGUUCAAUGGAAUUAAUUUUAUAUUAUCAAAUGCGUCAGAAUUUCACAGAUCUGAAUUGAAAAUUGGACAUUUUUAUUUUAUUGCUACAUUACUUUGAAUAGAUUAUCCCUCUCGAAUGGGAAAAAAACUCAAUUGAUCGAUUUAUUUCGAAAUUAUCAGGUAAUUUGUCAAUGAAUGGAGUUUCGUUGCACUUCUUCCAAUCAUCGUAUUAUUAUUUUUUAUUCCAAUCAACAUGAGCAUGCUGAAUUAUCAAUUUAUUUUCCCCAUCAGAUAUCAGUGAAUAUCUGCUCUGCGUACGUUAAAUUAUUUAACCCAGAACCACUGAGAAUUCGAUAAAAUAACAUCCAAAAAAAAACACUAUAGAAACGUUUUAUAAGAUUAAAUUAUUUUUGUAGCAGUUUUAAUCGUCUUCGAUUAUUAUUAUUAAUAUUAUUAUUAUUAUUUCAUCUUUCUACUGUAAUCGUUGCAACGUGUUUUUUCUUUUUAUUAAAUUCCUGGUUGAAAAAGGAUUAAAACUCUCGUGUAAAUAGUGAGUCAUUGGCAAAAGGGACAGAGUUAUUAGUUUAGGUGUGCCUUUAUGUUUUCUCAAACAGUAAAAAAACAGUAACCGACAUGUUUUCUCACAUUUUUAUCGUGUUAUAAUGACUCAAUGCAACAAAAGACUCAUGAAAAAAAAGUAUUCAAACAAUUUCCAGAAUUUUAGGUUUUUGAAUAAAGACAAUGAUCUCUUUAAUUUCAGUGGAAACAAUAAUUAACUUGAACUCAUGUGUUGACUCUUUCUGUAAUUAGUAUCAACGAAUUAACUGUGUGAUCGUCACGAAUUCUUCAAAAUGGGAACAACUCAAUUUUUGUACGAGAAGAGAAAAAAAAUUUGAAUUGAGCAGAUUUUUUUUUUUAACGAACAAAACAAAUGAAUUUUUUUAAUGAAUAUGAGUGAGAGGGUAAACAUAAGAUGAAAUAGUUAUGCCAAUGAGGGUGGAGCCCUGGCAGGGAGGAGGCUGCAUGCGGCAGUAGCCAUUUUUUUUUUAAGGCGAGAAAGAAAAAAACAAGAAAAAAAGAUUUGUUAUUUUACAUUAUUCGCUAUUAAUCUAUUAAUAUUAUU
Messenger RNA from Diachasma alloeum, 3372 nucleotides. RefSeq names its product wee1-like protein kinase. Gene Ontology annotation, molecular function: magnesium ion binding; ATP binding; non-membrane spanning protein tyrosine kinase activity. Gene Ontology annotation, biological process: protein phosphorylation; mitotic cell cycle. Bases 193 to 1947 code for a protein of 584 amino acids. Lineage: Eukaryota; Metazoa; Arthropoda; Insecta; Hymenoptera; Braconidae. The record is from RefSeq and is a predicted model, not a curated record. Gene Ontology annotation, cellular component: nucleus. The transcript is spliced from 4 exons.